Molecule: messenger RNA, 99 nt
Organism: Phytophthora nicotianae INRA-310
Lineage: Eukaryota; Oomycota; Peronosporomycetes; Peronosporales; Peronosporaceae
Exons: 2
Coding region: 1-99 (32 amino acids)
Source: RefSeq, a predicted model, not a curated record
AUGAACUCGAUCGUGUCGGUAAAACUCACUGAUGACGGUAACGGUUACGUAGACGAGUUUACGAAGAGAGUCUCGAAGGAGUCUGUAGGAGCAGCUUAG